CCUGCAUUUUGAUUGUACUGUGUGUAUGUAAGAUGAUGCAUACAUACAAUAAUACGAAGGCAUAGAUAUCGUACGUAUGUACGGUAGUGAUCCACCUCCUACUACCUCUUCCGCCGGCAUUUCGGCCAAAAGAAGGAAAAGCGAUCUUUUCUUCGGACUUAAUUCUUGUUAACGUCAUCCUCAAAUUCGGUAGAAAGAUGUUCCUUCUCAGAAUUUGUUGAUCUCUCCUUCCUACUUUAUCAUCCGUCAAUCCGACCAAGUAUAAGAACUGCAGGUUCAACUUUGACAACAUGACAUCGUCUAUCAAGAGCGAGUCUAAUAAAGACGGAAAAAAUACGCCAACUACAGAUCGAUCAGAAAAAGAGCAAAGUACAAUGCAAAACACUGUUGACGAUUCACAUCAUGAUCCAUCAAUCACAGAACAUAGGAGGGAGAGUGAUACAACAACGGCAACAACUCUCAGAUCUACGAAUGUAGAGCAACAAACAAACGAAAAAGAUCUUGAAAAGCAACCCGUACAACCACCAUCAAACGAUGAUCCAAAUCGUGUAAAAUGGGGACCAAACGAUCCUGGAAAUCCGAAAAAUUGGUCAAAUAGAUAUCGUGCUUUUUGUACAUUACAAUUAGGAAUUUUGGCAUUUUCGGCAAGUAUGGCUUCAAGUAUCAUCUCACCAUCUGCACCAGUCUUGGCCGCAAAAUUCGACUUAUCAGAAAAUAUAAUGGUUUUCGAUGUAAGUCUUUACGUUCUUGGAUUCGCAUUUGGACCUUGUAUUUUCUCGGGUAUUAGUGAAACUCUUGGUCGUCGUUGGAGUUUAUUACCGGCAAUGUUUUGUUUGGCUCUCUUUAGUAUCGGUUCAGCCGUUUCAAAUUCACCACAAGCACUCUUUAUUACUCGAUUCUUUGGAGGUAUUUUUGGAAGUGCUCCAGUGAGCAAUGUUGCCGCAUGUUUGGGAGAUCUUUAUCCACCCAAAAGUCGUGGAGUUGCCGUCAGUCUUUAUGCUCUUGCCGUCGUGGCUGGACCGGUGGUUGCACCUUUGAUCGGUGCUGCUUUAACCUUGAAAGUUUCAUGGAGAUGGACGGAAUAUUUGACGGCAAUUUGGGUUUUCGCAGUUGCCGUAUUUGAAUGUUUCGUUUUGCCAGAAACUUACGAACCCGUUCUACUUAAACGGAGAGCGAUACAAUUACGCAAAGAGACAGGUAACGAAAAACUUUAUCAUCCACACGAAUCAGUCAAAUUGGAUCCAAAGAGCAUUCUCACAAGGCAAGUCACAAGACCGGUCAGAAUGUUGUUCACAGAGCCAAUCGUCACCGUGAUUGCUCUCUACGCCAGUUUCAUUUACGCGCUAUUGUAUAUGUCACUUGAAAUUGUCCCCCUCAUCUUCACAAACCUUCGUGGUUGGGGACCAGUGGUAAGCACUUUACCCUUCCUUGCAAUCUUUGUCGGUAUCUUGGCAGCUCUGGCGAUCAAUCUCGGAAAUGCUCCUUAUUACAGUAAAGCGGUCGAUAAAGCUGGAGGCAAACCUGUACCUGAAGCUAGAUUGCCACCUAUGUUCAUUGGAACGAUCUUCUUUUGCGUAGGCUUAUUUUGGAUCGGUUGGACGGCUGAUCCAAAGUAUUCUUGGGUCUUGCCCGUAUUUGGUCUUGGAUUCUUGGGUGCAGGCUUCAAUAGCUCUUUUCAACAAUGUAUCAACUUUUUGGUCGAUAGUUAUACUCUUUACGCCGCUUCUGCCGUUUCUGCAAACACUUUCUUGCGAAGUUUGAUGGCUGCCGGUUUACCAUUCGCAGUAAGACCAAUGUUCGAAGCACUAGGAGCAGCAAAAGCACUAUCGAUAUUGGGGGCACUUGCAGGAGCAGCCAUUCCUAUGCCGGUUCUUUUCAGCAUAUACGGAAAGAGAUUACGUUCUAAGAGCAAAUUUGCACAAGAAUAAUUCGGCUCACUCAUUCACAUGGAAAUAUACCCCAGCAUAUCUAUAUAUUACAGUACUGUACAUUAUUAUUUGAAAGUCUAAAUCUAUGUCUGCAUUCGCAUU
This is a messenger RNA of Meira miltonrushii, 2030 nucleotides long. Its product is annotated as MFS general substrate transporter. Gene Ontology annotation, biological process: transmembrane transport. NCBI's taxonomy places the organism in Eukaryota, Fungi, Basidiomycota, Exobasidiomycetes, Exobasidiales, Brachybasidiaceae. Bases 291 to 1928 code for a protein of 545 amino acids. The transcript has a single exon. Gene Ontology annotation, molecular function: transmembrane transporter activity. The record is from RefSeq and is a predicted model, not a curated record.